AGGCGCUCCAGGCGAGGUCGGAGGCCGGGCAGCUCUCGGUGGUAGCGCUCGCUGUUGUGGUCUUGGAGCUCGCGAGUGGGCGCACGGGACUUCUCCCUCCUUUGGCAGGGCUGGGGCCGGUACGGACCCCACCCCAUCCUAUCCCCGGCACCAGAACAAAGACGACAGAAAGUCGAAGAGUAUCUAUCAAGAAAGAAAACUUUUUCUGGUGCACCUAUUCAAGAAAACCAGACAUCGAUCAGCAGCACCAGAACUAGGAGAGCAACUACCAGUAAACUGCAAGAUAAGUUACAGCUCUCAACAUCUCCCAAGCCAGAAAUGGAAAAUAAAGAGAAUGCUGAUAAAGUGUCAUGGGAGCAAUCAAUUGUAAACUCAGAAGCAAAUGUUACUCUAAACUCUUCUACAGUCCCACUGACAAGUUACAUAGCAGGGACAAACUAUAAUCUUGAAAAUCAAGCUCCACAGAAUAAAGUCAUUGAUAUAAAAUCUCAGAAUGCAUCACUUAGCAAGGCCAUCUUGGAAAUUAAAAGAAUUAAAGAGAGGCAUUUGACAGCAGAAAAACAAAAUGCAAGUGUCAUCAUACCAAAGAAACCAGCACUUGGCAGAUAUCGUGGCAAAGUUAUCCAAUCCAAGAUAAAUUCUUUCUGGAAAGCAGGAAAAACUGAGGGGGAAAAGAGUUCUUUGCCAGAUAAGAAGCCUUUUCCUUCUGCCACCAAACAAGCAGCAAACUCUUUGUCCACAAAAAGCUGUAAUACAGUUCCGAAGACCAUCAAAGUUGCAAACAACCCUAAGUCUGUAAAAUCAAGUGUCCUGCCAUUUCAGAGCAAACCAUCUGACAAAGCUGCUACUAACUCACAGUCUGGUCUGAAGAAACAGCCACUUGCUGUGGCACCAAAAAAAGUUAUAGUCCCAAAAGUGGUUGGUGGAAGGCGACCACAGCCACUGAAGGCCGCCUCUAGCAAUCCUGAUCGCAAAGUGCGGGGUGUGAAGAAAUGCACAGAUUUUUGUGAAGAUGCACAACCAGAAGCUUUAGCAAGAUCAACUUUUGUUGCUCCUGGUACAAAAUCAGGACACAAUUCUAGAAUGGACGAAAACAGAAAAUCUAUUCUGCCAAAAGAGUCAGCAGAAGAGAGAAGAGCUCGCCUGGAUGAAUGGAGGGCAUCUAGAGGGAAAGUGAUGAGACGACCUCCUAUACGUGCACUUCUGGGACCCCAGUCUAAAAGUGAAGAACAAGAAUUCUCUGCUGCUGAUGCAGAAAAGGUCAACAAGACUCUGAGUGAAUGCCUGCAUUUAACAGAACAGGGACAUCACAGUGAUGAAGCACGUGCCAUGUUGGAAGAUCUGAUACACAGUAUUCCUGGGGUUAAAAAGCUUGCAAAAUAUUGGAUCUGCUGUAUGCGUCUUGAACAAACGGGCCAUCUUGGAAAGCUUAUUGCUGUCUAUGAGGAGGCCAUUUUGGCAGGAGCAAUGCCCAGAGAGGAAUUGCGACACACACUAGUAGAGACCAUCAAAAAUACUGAAGGUCUUUUUAACUCUGACAAUGGGGGAACAGUGACAGAAGCUCAUUUAAGUGAGGUAGUGGAAGUCAGCAAGGAACCAAAUUCAUCUGUAGAGCCAGUUCACGAACCCUUCAAAGAUCUCUGCCAAGAUGAUGACCAAAAAGAAGAGAAUGAUAAUAAGAAGGCAGAGACAAGCAGUGAAGUUAUCAAAAAAGAAGAAAUUGAUUUAGACUUAAAACCAAGAGGAGAGAUCUUGCCAAAAAAGAAUAAAAAGCAGAGGGCUAAAGAACGGGCAAAGAAGAAAGGAAAAUGUGACAGAGAACAGAAGGAGGAUGGGAUGAAAAAUACAGCCCAAGCAAUUAAUUCUCCUGAGAAAGAGAAUGACACAUCUCAUUCAAUGAGAUGCAACCCUCCUACCACACCAUAUUUGGAAAGUGUGAAGAUGCAUCCUGAGGCAAAUGACUGCAGUGCUAAAGAUCUGAAAAUCAUAACUCCUUUGCGAUAUUCUCAACGCAUUCGGGAGAAGAUGUGCAAGCUGCCUGAUACUGUUAAAGAUCAAGAUCCAUGUGUCUCUUCACUUGAGCAGCUGGGAGACUUGGAUUCAAAAGCUACUGUGUUUAUUCACAAACAGAGCAAUGGCCUCCAAGAAACAAGUGCUGAAAUAGAAGAGUAAAAGUAGUGCUAUUGCUACAGGGGGGUUAAAGAUUUGAUAGGGAGAGUUGAAGAGUAUUUGUUUUAUGCAGCUUUGAGAAAGGAGCUGUCUAAAAUGUUUGUGGACUGCCUGUGUCACUAAAACUUUUAAAGUUUCGGCCUUUUCAAAAUUUUAUAAUCUGUCCAGAUUUUUUAAUUUAAAAUCUGUCCUGGGUUAUGUACUAGACUAAGCACUGUUGUCUUUAUGUUGACUAUAUUUCAUUAAAUUUUCAGUUAAGGACUAGGCAUAAUGCUUCAUGUUAGUAGCUCACGGCAGUAUAUUGCUAAUACCUACUGUUUACUUGUUGCAAUUCCUAUGAAUUCCUUAGAAACAUGCAAUCCUUUAGUUUAAGAAAACAAAAUAAUGUAGGUGUUCCAGUAAUGCAAUGUCUACUCUGACAAGAUUUAGCUUUGAAAACUGAAGCCAGCUAAUAAGGUGUGUGCUGAAUUUAAACUGUUGUAUCUAGUUUAAGGGCUGCCUCAACAAACAGAGUUUAAUCUCUUUAGUUACUGAGGUUUGUUCAUUAUCAAGUAAUCCUAGAUGAGAUCUGAUACACUACUUACUAUGUGACAAUUUUUAUGUUGGUUUCUAUUAGCCUGUAUACUUAUUAAACUCAUCAGUCUGUACUAUGGUACACUUAUUAAACUCAUCACUUUA
Molecule: messenger RNA, 2847 nt
Organism: Passer domesticus (house sparrow)
Lineage: Eukaryota; Metazoa; Chordata; Aves; Passeriformes; Passeridae
Gene: CKAP2
Product: cytoskeleton associated protein 2
Exons: 9
Coding region: 319-2172 (617 amino acids)
Biological process (GO): negative regulation of microtubule depolymerization
Cellular component (GO): microtubule cytoskeleton
Source: RefSeq, a predicted model, not a curated record